Molecule: messenger RNA, 651 nt
Organism: Aspergillus calidoustus
Lineage: Eukaryota; Fungi; Ascomycota; Eurotiomycetes; Eurotiales; Aspergillaceae
Source: the annotation of a GenBank genome assembly
AUGUCGGGGGAUGAAGCCUGGGACCAGCUUGGCAAGGAACUUGGACCCCUCGGCUUCGGGAUAUAUUACCUUCUGAAAGCAUUCGAGGGCCCCGACCGUGGGGGUGGCGAAAAGCUCAGCGGCUGGAGAUAUUAUUCGAGUUAUCUCAGGGACAAUCCCGCCGCGGGUCCCGACAUAAGCACCUUCAGGGACAAUCAUUUUAGCCCGACCGGUAUCGAUGUGAAGUCGCGCGACUCGGAUUAUAGGUUCAUGGUACUGAAGCUUGGUUGGUCCGAUGCACACUGUACCAGGGAUCAGCUGGUUGAAUACGCCAAAUGGUGGAACGGCUAUGAAGUUACUGGGGAGGAGAAGGACUAUUACGUAGCUCUUAUUAGAGCAGCCCGAGAGGAACAGGAAAAGAGGCGCAAGGCCCAAAAGGAACAGGAAGAGAAGGCCCGACAGGAAAAGAGAGAGAGACGCAAGGCAUUGAAGGAAUAUCGAAACGCACUUCGAGUGGAAAAUCCACAGCAAUACAAACAGGCCUUUCCAAAGGAAUGGCUAAAGGAGAACCAUCCAGAGGAAUAUCAAACGAUGUAUCCACAGGAAUAUCGAAGGGAAGAAUAUCGAAAGAAAGCUGGGCUUCCGUCCGAUGAUGACUUUAGCGACGAGUAA